AUGCCCGUGUUCGUUAACCUGCACGGCAAUCCAGGUGACUACGCGUGGGGACCGCAAGGUAUCGACGCCAUUAUCACUCAGCUGUUGAACCAGAUUGACGGCGUCGGACCGGCCCCCGCUCCCGCAGACGCGAUCGUCAACCUGCCAUCGGUGAGCAUCACGCAGGAGCAGGUGGACGCCGCCGCGCAGUGCUCCGUCUGCUUCGAGGAUUUCCGCCUCGACGAGGCCGUGAAGAAGCUGCCGUGCGAGCACUGCUUCCACGAGGAAUGCAUCGUGCCGUGGCUGAAGCUGCACGGCACGUGCCCGAUAUGCCGCAAGGUCGUCGCGACGGGAGAGGACGGCGCCGACGCGGCCACGGCAGCUAGCGAUAGUGACUCUUUCUUCGAGGUGCUCAUAGGCGCCGCGGGCGGCAGCAAUAACAACGCCAACACGUCGACGAGUAGUGGAGGUGCCGCGCAGCGUCGCGGCAACAGCUCGAACACGGAUGCAAGCAACAACGAGCCGCGGUUAGAUUUUAUAGACGAGUACGACUAG
Molecule: messenger RNA, 534 nt
Organism: Priapulus caudatus
Lineage: Eukaryota; Metazoa; Priapulida; Priapulimorpha; Priapulimorphida; Priapulidae
Product: E3 ubiquitin-protein ligase RNF115-like
Exons: 2
Coding region: 1-534 (177 amino acids)
Biological process (GO): ubiquitin-dependent protein catabolic process; protein ubiquitination; positive regulation of DNA-templated transcription
Cellular component (GO): cytoplasm; nucleoplasm
Molecular function (GO): ubiquitin protein ligase activity
Source: RefSeq, a predicted model, not a curated record